Molecule: messenger RNA, 2307 nt
Organism: Diaporthe amygdali
Lineage: Eukaryota; Fungi; Ascomycota; Sordariomycetes; Diaporthales; Diaporthaceae
Exons: 2
Coding region: 1-2307 (768 amino acids)
Biological process (GO): glucan catabolic process
Cellular component (GO): extracellular region; cell surface
Molecular function (GO): beta-glucosidase activity
Source: RefSeq, a predicted model, not a curated record
AUGGCACCUGAACGGUCUUCCAGGCACCGCGAGUCUGGUGAGAGGAGACAUAAAAGCCGCCACUCCAGGUCACAUCAUCAUGCCUCCGGUUCAGACGGGACAAGGUCUGGCCAUAGCUCUCGCCAGGCCUUGUCUAUGGACGCUCUAGCGGCUCUGAAUGAGGCCAAUGCCCAGGGUCCCAGUUCUCGAGAAGCUGAGGAGGAGCUCGAGAGAAGACGGCGUCAAGAGCGCAGAGAGAGGCGAAAACGAGAGCAGAGGGCGAGCGCGGCCCGGAACGAGUAUCAAGCAGUUGAGCCAGACAGCCCACGAGACAGCCCACGAGGGCACCGGACGCGGCAGUCCAGGUCUUCCCAGCCGCCACCACCACCACAGUACGAGGAAAGGGACUUGAGCCGUCGCAGGGAGUCGAGGGAGAGGAGAAAUCAUCGGUCUUCGAGAGCGUAUGAAUCACCACGAGACGCCCAACGAGACGAGGAUGAUGAGGAGAGGUAUCGACAAGAACGGAAGGAACGCAAGCGGCAAAAGAGAGUGGUUGCCAGUGCUCCAGCACCAGCACCUGUGGAGGACAAACCCAAGUCCAAGAGGUUCUGGCACUUGCGCGGUGGCGGAACGAAUACGUCGAGCAGUUAUCUUGGCUACGAUGACAAAGAAGGUGCUUAUGACGAUCGUCCAAAGAAGCGUUUCUGGACCAGGAAGAAAAUUUUGAUUGCUGCCGGUUUAUCACUGGCCAUUGUCCUCAUCAUUAUCAUUGCAGCGGUGGUAGUGAGCAAAAAGAAUUCUGGAGGUUCCAACUCUGGCUCGGGCUCCAGUUCGAGCUGCCUGAAAUGUAACUUGCCCGCCGAAGGCAGCGUACCCAGCGGCGCUCCAGACUACUUGGAUCCAUUCCAGUGGUACGAUACCAUCGACUUCAAUGUCACCUACACGGAUGUCCUGGUGGGCGGCCUUCCCAUCAUGGGCUUGAACUCAACGUGGGACGACUCAAACGCGCCGAAUGGCAUCGUCCCGGCCCUGAACGAAAAAUGGGGUUCUUAUACUGACCGGCCUGCUCGAGGUGUCAACCUGGGGGGCUGGCUGUCGCUUGAGCCUUGGAUCACACCGGACUUGUUUAUGUACGAUCAAAGCCUAGGGAUCGUGGAUGAGUAUAACCUCUGCAAAUAUCUGGGCUCAAAAUGCGCUUCAACCCUAGAGGAGCACUACUCAUCCUUUGUCACCGAGUCGACCUUUGCCGAGAUAGCCGAUGCAGGCCUCGACCACGUCCGCAUCCCUUACUCGUACUGGGCUGUCCAGACCUAUGACGACGACCCAUACCUCUUCCGUACAUCCUGGCGGUACCUCCUCCGCGGUAUUGAGUGGGCCCGCAAGUACGGCCUCCGCAUCAAUCUCGACCUGCACGGCAUCCCCGGCAGCCAGAACGGGUGGAACCACAGCGGGCGCCUGGGACCGAUCGGCUGGUUCAACGGAACCAACAGCACACAAAACGUCCAGCGCUCCGUGGACGUCCACGACCGGCUGUCCAAGUUCUUCGGGCAGGAGCGCUACCAGAACAUCAUCUCCCACUACGGGCUGUGUAACGAGCCGAAGAUGACGGUGAUAUCCUCAACCGAGGUGAUGAAUUGGACCGAGUCCGUCUACAGCAUGGUCCGGGCCAACGGAGUCAAGGACGCCAUCGUCGUGUUCGGCGACGGCUUCCGCGGGCUGGGCAACUGGCAGGGCGAGAUGACGGGCUACGGGGACAACAUGGCGCUGGACGUGCACCAGUACGUCAUCUUCAACAACGAGCAGAUCGUAUACAACCACACGGAGAAGGUCGACUACGCCUGCCGCGGGUGGACGGAGCAGACCGAGACGUCCAUGGACACGAGCACGGGGUUCGGCCCGACGCUGGUGGCCGAGUGGUCGCAGGCCGACACGGACUGCGCGACGCACCUCAACAACGUCGGCUGGGGCAACCGCUGGACCGGCACGUACGACACGGGCAACGCGAGCGACCCGCUCCAGGCGCUGACGCCGCGGUGCCCGACCGAGGACAGCUCGUGCUCGUGCACCAGCGCCAACGCCGACCCGGGCUCCUACAGCGACGACUACAAGCAGUUCCUGCUGUACUUUGCCGAGGCGCAGAUGGACAGCUUCGAGAAGGGCUGGGGCUGGUUCUACUGGACCUGGUGGACGAGCCAGGGUUCGUGGCAGUGGAGCUACAAGAGGGGCAUGCAGGCCGGCAUCUUGCCCAAGAAGGCCUACGAGCGUUCAUUCCACUGCAACUCGACAGCGAUACCAAAUUGGUACCCAUCUUUGCCCGAGACUUACUAG